AUGGCUGCCAAUGCGACCACCUCGCCCCUGGCGAGCGUCAAGUUCGGUGCCGCCAGCGUCGCGCCGCAGCUCGAGUAUGUCGUGGACUAUGUCUCCAACGCGAGCGCUUGGACCAUUGUCAUGACGGUCCUCGCAGCACUGGUCGCGUACGAUCAGUUCUGCUACCUCUGGAACAAGGGAUCGAUCGCUGGCCCGGCAUGGAAGAUGCCGUUCAUCGGACCGUUUCUCCAGUCGAUGAAUCCCAAGUUCGAGGAGUACUACGCGAAGUGGAUGAGCGGGCCGCUCAGCUGCGUUUCCGUCUUCCACAAGUUCGUCGUGAUCGCCUCGACCCGUGACAUGUCGCGCAAGGUUCUCAACUCGCCCGACUAUGUCAAGCCUUGCGUCGUUGACGUCGCCCACAAGCUGCUCGGUGACGACAACUGGGUGUUCCUGGACGGCAAGGCGCACGUUGAGUUCCGCAAGGGCCUGAACGGCUUGUUCACCCGCCGCGCCCUCGAGAUCUACCUGCCCGGGCAGGAGGAGGUGUACAACCAGUACUUCAAAACCUUCGUCGAGAUCACCAAGCAGGCCGGCGGCAAGCCGGUCCCCUUCAUGAAGCCCCUCCGCGAGGUCAUCACGGCCGUCUCGUGCCGCACCUUCGUCGGGCACUACAUCUCGGACGAGGCCGUCAAGAAGAUCGCCGACGACUAUUACCUCAUCACGGCUGCUCUCGAGCUGGUCAACUUCCCCAUCAUCAUCCCCUUCACCAAGACGUGGUACGGCAAGAAGGCGGCCGACAUGGUGCUGGCCGAGUUCGCCCGGUGCGCCGCGAAAAGCAAGGCGCGCAUGGCUGCUGGCGGCCAGCCCACCUGCAUUAUGGAUGCCUGGAUCCUCCAGAUGAUCCAGUCCAAGAGGUGGCGCGAGGCCGAGGAGAAGGGCCUGUCGACCGAGGGGCUGGAGAAGCCGGCGCACAUGCUCCGCGACUUCACCGACUAUGAGAUCUCGCAGACCGUCUUCACCUUCCUGUUCGCCUCGCAGGACGCGACGAGCAGCGCCGCGACUUGGCUCUUCCAGAUCAUGGCCCAGCGCCCCGAUGUCCUGGACCGCGUGCGCGAGGAGAACCUGAAGGUCCGCAACGGCGACAUCCAUGCGGCCGUUGAUAUGAACCAGCUCGAGUCCAUGGCGUAUACCCGGGCCGUCGUCCGCGAGCUGCUGCGCUACCGCCCACCCGUCCUCAUGAUUCCCUAUGUGGCCAAGAAGCCGUUCCCCAUCACCGAGACGUAUACUGCUCCAAAGGGCUCAAUGAUUGUUCCCACCACAUACAUGGCUCUGCACGACCCCGAGGUGUACGAGAACCCCGACGAAUUCAACCCUGAGCGGUACUACUCGGGCGAUGCCGAGGUCAAGGGCAUGAAGAACUACCUCGUGUUCGGAACCGGACCGCACUACUGCCUUGGGCAGCAAUACGCCCAGCUGAAUCUCGUCUUGAUGAUCGGAAAGGCGUCGUUGCUGCUCGACUGGAAGCACCACCCGACUCCAAAGUCGGAAGAGAUCAAGGUGUUCGCCACCAUCUUCCCUAUGGACGAUUGCCCGUUGACGUUUGAGGAGCGGAAGUGGUAGAGACCAGAUGGGGGAUGUGGCGCGGUAAGAUAGAAGACCGGAGCGCCGGGGGUUUGAUACACCGUAGAAGGGUCGGUUAACUGUGAUGAAGCGUGAGGAAGAGGACGGCCGGCCCGCUGAGGGGGCCCGACGAUCUACCACUUGCCUGGUGGAAAGCUCACGACCUUGCAGGCUCUUGGGCCUUAAUGCUCGGCAGGAGAAAGCGGUGACCGGGCUAAGCGACACUUAUACGCACUUUUGUAAUCUUUAGUCUGUACAUAGCUAGAUUCGUACAUGGGAUGGUAGUUGAUGAAAUGAGAUGUGAA
Molecule: messenger RNA, 1904 nt
Organism: Thermothielavioides terrestris NRRL 8126
Lineage: Eukaryota; Fungi; Ascomycota; Sordariomycetes; Sordariales; Chaetomiaceae
Product: C-22 sterol desaturase
Exons: 5
Coding region: 1-1599 (532 amino acids)
Biological process (GO): sterol metabolic process
Molecular function (GO): oxidoreductase activity, acting on paired donors, with incorporation or reduction of molecular oxygen; iron ion binding; heme binding
Source: RefSeq, a predicted model, not a curated record